AGAGGCAAUUGCCACCGCAGAGCUUGCAUUGUAUCACCGACCUCACCCGCAAUACACAGAACACACAAAAGUCAGCGAUGGCUACGGACUUCAGUUCAAUUCCCCUAAUUGAUGUUAGUGCCCUUUUAGCCAAGUGUGAUGACCCAAAAAUGGGAGAGGACCCUGGUGUUCUUGAAGUUGUUAGACAGUUGGAUAAGGCUUGCACUGAGGCUGGGUUCUUCUAUUUGAAAGGUCAUGGUGUUUCUGAUGCUCUCCUUAAAGAAGUUAAAGACAUAACUCGCAGAUUCUUCGAACUACCUUGUGAAGAAAAGACAAAAAUCAAAAUGACUCCGGCUGCAGGGUUCAGAGGUUACCAGAGGGUUGGAGAAAAUAUAACUAAAGGCACACCUGACAUGCAUGAAGCAAUUGAUUGCUAUAAGGAGGUGACAAGGGGCAUGUAUGGAGAUCUUGGCAAAACUAUGGAAGGAUACAACCAGUGGCCUCAAAAUCCUCCAAAGUUCAAAGUUAUUAUGGAGGAAUAUAUUAGUAUCUGCACAGGCAUGCUUUCUCAUCCUUUUAUUCCUAUUCCCAUGAUUUUGUUUCCUGGAGUGGAAUUUUUCAUUCUUAUGAUGAUUCUUUUGGUAAGAGCAGAGCUUGCAAGGAAAAUUAUGCGAGGUAUCGCUUUAGCACUAGGAGGAUCACCAGACGAAUUUGAAGGACAGAGAGCUGGGGAUCCAUUUUGGGUAAUGCGGCUUAUUGGUUACCCGGGCUUAACCACUACAAAUGGAACUCAUGAAGCUAUGAAAAAUGACAUUGGAUGUGGAGCUCAUACUGAUUAUGGUUUAUUGACAUUGUUAAACCAGGAUGAAGAUAUAAAUGCUCUCCAGGUGAGAAACCUCUCUGGUGAGUGGAUAUCAGCACCUCCAGUUCCUGGCACAUUUGUGUGCAACAUUGGUGACAUGCUAAAGAUAUAUUCCAAUGGUUUAUACGAGUCAACUUUGCAUCGGGUGAUAAACAACUCUCCAAAAUAUAGAGUCAGUGUAGUAUACUUUUACGAGACGAACUUUGAUUCUGCCGUAGAGCCUUUGGAUACAAUUAGAACAAGGAAAAAUGGUACCAAGAAGUUUGAAAAAGCUAUCUAUGGAGAGCAUCUAGUUAGCAAGGUCCUCACGAAUUUCGUCGACGUUUAAUUUUAUUUCGUUGUGAAUUCUUAUAAGUCAGGCAUCUAAUUAGCUGGUUUAAUUUGGACUGUACAACAUCCAUCUUGCUUGACUAGUUUGCAAGGAGUGACAAUACUUUUUAUCAGCUAUGAUUAUGGGAUCCAAAUUCUCUGUAUGGUGAUUAGGUAUAUAUAUAUCACGCUCACAUUUUUCUCUUGUUAUUGUAGGUAAGUCGUGUAUGUAUCAAUAUCUUCAUCAACAAAAUGUAAAUUUAUAUUUCAAUUAAGAGUUUGCAAAUUGGAGUACAAAAA
Messenger RNA from Arachis ipaensis, 1450 nucleotides. Its product is annotated as 2-oxoglutarate (2OG) and Fe(II)-dependent oxygenase superfamily protein. NCBI's taxonomy places the organism in Eukaryota, Viridiplantae, Streptophyta, Magnoliopsida, Fabales, Fabaceae. The record is from RefSeq and is a predicted model, not a curated record.